Messenger RNA from Penicillium canescens, 663 nucleotides. RefSeq lists its product as uncharacterized. Lineage: Eukaryota; Fungi; Ascomycota; Eurotiomycetes; Eurotiales; Aspergillaceae. The transcript is spliced from 2 exons. Gene Ontology annotation, cellular component: nucleus. Gene Ontology annotation, biological process: regulation of transcription by RNA polymerase II. The record is from RefSeq and is a predicted model, not a curated record. The coding region runs from base 1 to 663 and encodes 220 amino acids. Gene Ontology annotation, molecular function: DNA-binding transcription activator activity, RNA polymerase II-specific; RNA polymerase II cis-regulatory region sequence-specific DNA binding.
AUGCCACCGAGAAGUUCUGAUGAACUUGAUACCGAGCCCCCUUCCAAUAUCAAUAAUGACGAACUAAGCGAGUCAACAACAGAUCUCCAGCCACACCCAAGUGGUGCCCUUACUACUACCUCUGCUCAAAUCGCGUUGAUCGAGUCACUUGCAACCCGCCUCCGGAUCGUCCAGGCCCUCAACGGCCUACAUUCCAACUUUUCCUAUGACAUAGCUCUCGAGCUAAGUUCCGAAUUGAUUGAUACUCUUCAGUAUUCUUUCAGUAAACAGGCGCGCACAAACCCACUAUUUCACUACUCGCUCAAAGCCAGUAUUAACGCUGCCCUAGCCAUCAUCUCCCCAGAGCCGGAUACUGGCUUCGCACAAUUAAUGGCGAUGGGUGGACGUCUGUUCCAAGGUGUCCGAUGCGCUACCUCAGCUAUCAGCCUCGAGCUGCUCUCCCAUGUGAAAACACAGUGGCUCAAUGGCAUCUUGAAUCGGACGCGACAGUAUCGGGGAUUCCUCAAACAGGCCAUUUUGGAUAUUAUCAAUCUGUCAGAGGACCGUAUUCGCCAAGGCGAAACAAAUGUGAAGAAUGACACGUUUUUGAGUAUAAUUCUUGCGCAGGUCAAGGCUGUGGAGGCAGACAAACCAGUCGCAGGUUAUCCGAGCUGCAAGAGAUAG